UGCCUCGCUUUGGAUGGAUCGUCCCUUCAUCAAACUCUGGACGCCUACCUUGGGUGGCAUUCAACCCGCUGCAUCAGCACUGUCCACACAACGUCCCCCUCCUCGCGAGAGGCUCAACGUCUCGUAGUUAUCCGAGUGCCAAGGGUCUCAAUGUCGCUCUCAGCCGACGCGAACGAUUCGGCUGGCCAGGUUCCCGUGCUAGAAGACUCUCCGGUACAGACAGAACAAGACAGAAGUAAUGAUAAUGGUUCGGACCAUCAGGCUCCGAAUGAACAUGCUGGUGUCAUUAAUUCGUCUCGCGGACAAACCCCGGUUCCCUCGGGGGAGGGCACUGAGAAUGGCCGAGGGGUACAGACAUCUAGCGAAGAUCAGAAGCAGAUGUCGGAUUUAACACGCUUGACCAAGGAGAUAUGGGACCAUGAGAAUGCACGCGUGAAGAGGUGGCGAAAUGAGAUCAACUCCUUGCUGACAUUUGCUGGUCUGUUCGCCGCCGUGGUCACCGGCUUUGGCGUCCAGUAUUACACCAUGAUGCAGCAACCUGCCGCGCCCGACUACAAUACGCAGAUUCUCGAGCGUAUCUCGCUUCAGCUGGCAGGUCUCGUCAACCAAACGAAUAGCAAUCCCUCGCAACCAUUGCCUUCAUCGCUGCCGCCGUUCGACAUACCCGAAAUAGUCCCCGCGCAUGCAUAUGUUGCGGCGUUGUGGUUUGCGGCGCUAGUUUGCGGUCUUGCUGCCGCAUCAAUCGCGAUCCUGGUUAACCAGUGGGUGAACAACUUGCUGACGCCAGUCGCAUUAUCUGGCACCGGGUCACACGAGCAACUGCGGGUGUGGAAUCUUCGUCAUCAGACUUUCCGGAGCUGGGGAUUAGCAGUAUUCAUCGACAUCCCGUCGGUCUUGCUGCAGGUCGCACUGAUAUUAUUUCUCGUGGGCCUUGUGGGAUACCUCUGGCAGCUCAGCGUCAAGGUCGCCAUGCCAGCACUCGUCCUCGUCGCUGUCCUCCUGUUGUUCCUAUCCGUCACUACCAUCAUACCGGUCUUCCUCGCAUACAGCCCCUUCAUAUCCCCACAGUCUCUUUUCCUGCGCUGGAUCUGCGUGCCCAUCAAGUUGACAUUCUACGGGUCGAUGGCACGGUUCUUCAGCUGCUUAUGGGUCAAGAGCCAACUGACUUACAUCAAUGGCUAUCUCGGAAGCCUGAUGGAUCAACUCCAAAAGCGGCUCGACGACUUGCAAGCCCUUCGAGUAUACGGCUACUAUGGGUGGGCCACGGAAGAAACCGCGUAUCUGCGCAGCGAAGCGGGGCAGGCCAUUGACAAGACCAUGAUCGCAAACGCGUUCUCUCUCGUAAAAGAUUACAACAUUCUUCUUCCGCUGAUACACUCUUCUCUGAAAGAGAUGCAGCCAGACGUAGCGUUCAGCAAUGUGAUCACCAUAUGCAAGCGAAGGCCACCGGUCUUAGAUGGUGACGACGUUCCGCGAUGGCAGCACGAUAUCCGGGACGACAACAUAUUCGUCGACAUGGGCAAGCUCGUCGCAGACUUGAUUGCGAUGCGUACGUGGUCCACGAAUCAAGAUGCCGACAAGAAGAGCCUAGAUGAAGCCCUUGAUGCCUUCGACAACUCACUCGGUGCUGUUCGGGAUGAUACGAAUGGUAUUCAAGUGUAUAUGUGCCUGUUCGAUUUCCUGCGGAACAAGGACCUACAAGACACUGCAAUAGUGACGAGGGUUUUGACACUUAUCUACAACUAUGACAACUUUUUCUCUAUCUCUGCUGAUACCGGUGAGUAUAUCUCACUCUCGUUGACUCGAGCAUUCAAACUGGACACUAUAUAUAGACAUCGAACGAGUCAAAGACGUGAAUUGGUGGACUUACACCGUUCAACCUGAUCUUUCCCUGACAU
Messenger RNA from Fomitopsis serialis, 1898 nucleotides. RefSeq lists its product as uncharacterized. The coding region runs from base 151 to 1884 and encodes 577 amino acids. The transcript is spliced from 7 exons. The record is from RefSeq and is a predicted model, not a curated record. Lineage: Eukaryota; Fungi; Basidiomycota; Agaricomycetes; Polyporales; Fomitopsidaceae.